Vidua chalybeata is the source of this 5751-nucleotide messenger RNA. Its product is annotated as KIAA1328 ortholog. Lineage: Eukaryota; Metazoa; Chordata; Aves; Passeriformes; Viduidae. The record is from RefSeq and is a predicted model, not a curated record. Bases 311 to 1924 code for a protein of 537 amino acids. The transcript has 9 exons.
UUGCCAAAAUCCCGAACAGAGCAGCGUGGCUCUUACUGCUGCAUUUAUUUUCGGGUUCAUGUUUCGUGCUUACCACUAGCGCUGCGGAACUGAAAACCCGAUCACAGGAGUUUUUGGUGAACAAAACCAGUUUGGAGCCGUUUCCUGUGUGGAAACAGCCGAAGUCGGGAAUGCCGGGCAGCAGAGUGCCCUCUGGUGGGCACACGUGGAAAGUGCAGUGGUUCUCUCUGCGUUCCCAGGAAUGCGCGAAAGAUCUGAAGUGCUCAGCCCUGCUACAGCCUUCUUUUGACAAGGCACUAAUGAAGGAGGAAUGAAGAGUGCUUCUUUAAAGGAUUUGUGUCCUGAGGACAAGAGACGCAUUGCAAACUUAAUUAAAGAACUUGCCAGGGUAAGUGAAGAAAAAGAGGUGACGGAAGAACGGCUGAAAGCUGAACAGGAAUCGUUUGAGAAGAAGAUCAGACAGCUAGAGGAGCAGAAUGAACUUAUCAUCAAGGAAAGGGAAGCUCUGCAGCAGGAGUACAGAGAAUGCCAAGAACUUUUGAGUCUUUAUCAGAAGUACCUAGCUGAGCAGCAAGAAAAACUAUCACGCUCCCUUUCUGAACUCAGUGCUGCCAAGGAAAAGGAGCAGAAGGUAUCCAGUAAGAAGAGCUUGUGCCAGCAGCACUCUUUGGGGCUGGACAGCUCCUACUUGGGUGUUGGAGGACCUUGGACUCUGCAUAAGAACAGUAGUGCACCGAAGGCUGGAAGCCCAGCCCGUGUUGCAUUGUGUCAGCCUUGCAGGAAUAACCAUGAUUACAGGACUGAAAUGCAUUACAACCAUCAGGAGUGUCUGAAGGAGUAUCCAAUGGAAAACGACUUGCACAGAAAGUGCAACAACGUGAUUUCCCCAGCCAAGCAGAAGAGCCCUCACCAUGUAAAGCAAGCUCAGGAGAUGGACCAGAGAACAAGUGAAUUUCAGAGCACAUGCCCUCAGCAAGUGAGUCAUGGCUGUGCCUGGAGGCAUGUGGGGAGCUCAGGUAGCAUGGAAGAGAGCUGCUAUGUCAGCCAGGUACUUAGAAAACACUGUGGGACAGUUCAGAAGACCUGUGAUCAUUCCAGGCACUGUCGAGGUUCUAGGCUGAAUCACAGCACAGACUCAGGCCCUAAGGAAACAGAGCUGCCUAAAAAGUUAUAUGAAGAAAGAAGGCAGAAGCUGCUUCUUCAAAAAACAGAGCUGGAAAUUGAAAAGGAACGACUCCAACAUUUAUUGACUAAGCAAGAAGCAAAACUGCUCCUAAAACAACAGCAACUACACCAAUCCUGUAUGGAUUAUAACAGGAUUAGAGGCCAUGUACCUGGCUUAGAAGAUGUGCCCAUUGCUGAAGCACCCAGAGAUCUUGCUCUGAUGAUGAAUGGCAGCAGCAUGGGGCUAAGUGUCCCGGUGUUGAAACAUGAAGAUUAUUUACUGAGGACAUCUCCAGGGAGCAAAAACUCCAGAAAACGAGGGAGCAGUCAUGGGAACAGUUUAGGGACGCAAAUGCUUGGCUUUGGUGUAAACAUGGAUGAUGGACAAAACCCUCAAAUGCAGACCAAGAGGGAAGGCACCAAGUCCAGGAAAGGGACAACUUCAGGAUUUAGGAAGGAUGCAGCCAUAUCUCCUGGGUUGAUGGGCAGCAGCGAAGUGCCUGCAACCACAGCCGUAUCACCGAUUCAGCAUGACCCCUCACGGUACCAAGCCUUUCUUCUUGACCUGGUGGAAGCUAUGAACCCAGUAUCAGCUCCAGGACAGCUCUGCCGAGAAUCGCGUGACAGGAACAAACCUCACGCGCCCUGCUGUGUGAACCACAGGCUGUCCUCCUCUUGGUGCCAGAGCCCCUGCAGCCCCAGGAGCAGAGCAGAUGAGCUGGAGGAGAGCCGGCUCCUUGAGGAGAUCUUCUUCAUUUGACACUACUCCUUGGUCUACAGCUACUCUGAAAUUAUUUGAGUGAUCACUGCUUGUUUUCCCUCUUCUAAAACACAGCUAAUUAGCAUCCAGGUUUUCGAUUUAGUGAUCAUGAUGCAAGUAUGUUGUUGGGGUACGCCAAUCAGAAAGUGUUAACUUUUUUCCCAGACCUUUCAUGUGCCAAGUAACCAAAUUACAAUAGCAUUUUUUAAAAUCUACAACAUUUUCUAAUACAUUGAAGUCACAAUUUUGCCAGCCUUAUAUCGGAAGUAUAUUUCAUUAUUGAUUUUUUUGGCUCUAAAGCAGUUUGCAAGGACUGCGUAACAUUCAACAACCAGCAUGUUCAAAGUAGAUUAUUUUCUAAUUAAACAAGUCUGUUUAAAACCUGGCAUAUUAUAAAGGUACAAGCACUUUAGUACUUUUUCACUGAUUUUAUGAUCUACUUUUUCCUUCAACAUUCUGAUAUUUAACACACUGAGUUUUUAGGGGAUAUAUUGUAAGCUCGACUCUACAGUGUCUGAUAAUGUUAAUAGAUGAUGUUGAAGGUUGAUGUACUAGGCACAGGUUUGAAUUAUAUUCCUCUUUAAAUCAGUGCUAUUUGACAGAGUUUAUGUGCUAGGUAAUGUAACCCUGAAAUAGCAGAACAGAGUCAGACAUCGUAGAGAUCCAAAACCUAUUUGAUGUACUUUUCAAGAUGAAAUACAUAGUAGUGCUGUGUAUAAGAGCAGUCUUAAGACAUUUUCACUAACUUGCACUAUUUUGAUCCUGCAUCCAGGCUCCAUUGUAAAUAAGACAAAUCAGUAAUUAUUUCUACUAGCAGCUCACAAUGCACACUUUCCUGCCAGCUUUAAUUAUUCAUGCUGUAUCUAUUUCAGUUUAUUUAAAUGCAUUUCCAUCUACUGCAUGUACUUGGUUAUUUAAAGAAAUGUGCCGAAUUGGUAAAAAUGACUGCACAUUACAGGAUUAAUGGUCAUUUUCUCCACAAUGCAGUGUUCAUAUUUUAUUGUAACAGUAGCCACCGGCAUGUGUUCCUAGAAAUAUGAGACUAAAAUACUCAUUUUGCACAGUAAAAUUGCAGCAAGGGAAAGGUAGGCUUGAUCCAGUAUGGGCAAGUUCUAGGCCAUUUGCUCCCAAACACCACUUCAUGGGCCAGUACUCCUUUUCAGACAGUCUCUUUAGGCAACCCUGCUUAUCUUAAUGGCUGGGUUGAGUUGCUGUACUGAUGCUUGGGGUAUGGCUGCUGUCUGCCUCCUGUGCAAUGUGUGAUGCUCUGCAAAGUGGAUCUCAGACGAGAGCACUGCAGCCCCUGGCAGCACCAUGCUCCGUCAAUGAAACAAAAGGAGAGUGAAGGGGAAGAAGAACCUCAGGUUACACUGGGCUGCUUCAUUCAGGCCCGGUCUUAAUCAGAAAUUAGGUGAUAUCCUUUCUGUGCAUCCCAGCUGAAUUUUAAAAGCUGCUUAGAGGAGUUAAAAGAAGGAAAGCAGCAUUGCUGGACCAGAAAAUUACUGCUGUGGAAAGUCCCUGCAUGGUCUGUCCUGCUUUUAGUGAGGUAUUACAGUUUUCUGAAAUAUGUCCAUCUGCUGUUGAAUGUCCCUCUUGUUCUACUCCCUGAACCUGUGAAGGCCUAGGUUUCUGCUGAGUCCCAAAGAUGUAUUCAGUGCCCUGGCCCAAGUAGAGCAGAUGAGAACAUAAGUUUUCUUACUCUGUUGGCUGAGUAAUCUGCUGCUUAAAGAGGGCAGGAAAAAGGAAGAGAAAGAAGAGAAAAAUAUACAAGGACCAGCAGGAAAUUUGGGGAUAACCAUCACAUAGAUCUUAGAGUUUGGGGUUGUUUCCUGGUGGUUUUUUUUAAGUAUUGGCAUUUUUUGACAUGGAAGUGAAUUUUUUUUUUCCAGGAAGUUAAGUCAAACCAAUCAGUGGUCAGGUUUAGAUAUUGGCACCUAGAAUGACCACUGAAAGUAUAGACACGCCUCUGAGAACACAGGGAGUUAAAAGCAAGAACUCCCAGGAGAACUCUCUUUUUUAGUUCCGGUCGUCAGAGAGUGCAGACUCCCCCCCUGCCCAGCCUUAGGCCGGGUGGGGGAGGGGAAGCCACGCAGCCUUGUCCAGGUAGGCCGAGGGGGCUAAAAGUCUGGAACCCAGCCAGCUCCUAUAGACAGAAAGGUAGAGAGAAGUAAAGAUGCCUUUGCCCCCCCCACAAGAGGGAAAGAGACAGAGAGCCUAGCGGCACCUAGAAAUCUGCCGGCAGAAGAGAAAGAGAAGAGGAGAGAAUGCCCAGCGUAAGAGGCAGAACGCCAGACUGAGAUAUCGGCCGUCCAGAGAGUCUAAACUUUUAACCCUUUCCAGAAAAUGAGGGCUUUUAAAAAGUAUUACUCCUCCUUAAUUUGUAAUAAAAGAAAGAUAGUCCGGGACCUGAAAUGUUAGAAGAAAAAAUAUUUAGGUGAGAGAAAAUGAUGAAGUAGCUUUUAGCUAGACUUUUCUUGUUAGCCAUGAACUGAACCAAAAUCUCCUACAAUAGAGACUGCAUUUUAGGGGGAUGCAGUAGUGACCCAGGGAGACCUGUUUCAGCUUCGAACAACACAAGAAUAGCAAGAAACGAAGAGAACUGAAGAGGGAAUAGUGAUACCCUCUGUCUUCAGGAAGAAGAUGAGUCCUGUUUUUAGACCCCUCAGCACCAAUGUCAAACCAUGACACAUUUAUAAAGAGUUCUCUGAUUUCAGUCCAAUUGCUACUUGUCUCUUUUCCAGUUUGACUGAAACUUUAAUUGCCUUUUCUGAUAAAUGCUAACUGACCUUUCAAAAUAGAAAAAAAUACAUGUAUAUUUCUUGAAAGGUGCCUUUGUGUUGAGAACACUCCAUGAGAGCAUUCUGUUCUUUGAUUCUUUUGUGGGUGCCAAUAUUUAACUGCUUUGGGAUUUCUUAUGAUCACUUAAAAAUUUCUAAUUCUGAAGGUGACUUUUGGCUUGAAUCUAUAGUUUUUGGUUGUAGCUCUUUUUAAAAGGACAUUGUCAGGGUUGCAGGCUCUAUGCUGAAGGUGCUAUCUCUCAGUCAGACCUAUACAGGGGGCACACCUUUGUGAAUCAAAGUCUUCUAGUAAAAGAUGGUUGAAAUGCCUGAUGGGUGAAGAGCUGUAUGCUUUAACUCUCUGUGAGAUGUGGACAAAAGAAACAAAAGCUAUUAAUUUCAUAGACCCUGUGGAAAGUAAUUUUUUAUAAUGCUGGCUCUUGCUCUAGUUAUCAGCAGUACAUUAGGAAUAGUGUUUAGCAGUCAGUGCAAGCAAAGAUAUUUUGCCACGAGGCACUACAAAGUUGAAGUUAUUAAAACAUUUAUAGCCUUAGGAAAAAAAAAUCAAUGAUUGUCAAAUAGGAAAGGACAAAAUCAGUAGUUGGUACUGGGAGGGGAAUUGUUUUCCAUCUGCUAAAACAGUAGAGGAAAUGCAAAAAUUAAACUAGCAAAAGCAAUGACGUGACAGUGUCCUUUUAAGUUUGAGCUUCUAUAUUGGGAGCUGCUUCUGGGGAGUUGGUCUAGUAUAGACUGUUUGUCCAGAGUGUUCCCAGUGGAUAUCCUUUAACUACACAUCAGGCUGAGUUUUCCAUGAGUAACAUGACUGCUGCUAAGGCUCCUACCCAUGCCUUCAGUUUGUGUCCUUCCCAAGUGGUUCGUGCAUACACACUUGCUGGCUGUUUGUGUAGUUAUUGCUUUUGUGCACCUUGCACAUCACAGACCUGUAAUAAUCACACCCUUUUUAUUUCUAGCCUUUCCAGUCUUGCUGUUGAAUCCCAUCUCGAGCACAUAUUUAUAUGUGUAUGUGAGGUCUUUAUCUAAUAAAUUAUC